AUGACCUUCCAGCAGCACCUAUUUGGCGACAAUAACGAUGAUGACGAGGAUAGCUCCGACAGCACGAUGCAGAACAAGAUCAAGGAUGAGCAUGAGGAUGAAGAUAGCUCUAACGGCACCAUGCAACAGGGAAAUAAGCGUGAGGCGAGCUACACGCCUAGGCUGCGGGAUGGGAUCUCGAGGGAGAGUGAUGGAGGUGUGCAGGACGAGUUAGGGGAAGGGAAGGAAAUCAAGGAGGAAGGCAACGAACCAGCCACCACCAAGGGAUCGGUUGAUCUAUGUCUUAAGUUCAAACGUAAUGAACGCAGGAUAAAAAGAGAAGCCGGAAAAUGCGUGCAGCAAGCCAAGACAACAGGAACCCCCAUUGUAAUCAUGCAAGGAACUAACGGCGAGAUUGCGGUUAUGGUUGCCUCGGGAGUCUGGGUUUUUGACGAGCUCUAUUCCCCUCAUCAUCGGAUCGGAGUUGGGCUAGGGAUCGAUUUGUACAGGAUAUUAGUGCAUAUCACUAAAUGGAGAUUGAUCGUUCGAAGCAUUGGGAUGUUGCAGACCAGGUUCGGUAUCAGCUGCCUGUUGCAGUAG
This is a messenger RNA of Morchella importuna, 579 nucleotides long. RefSeq lists its product as uncharacterized. The coding region runs from base 1 to 579 and encodes 192 amino acids. The record is from RefSeq and is a predicted model, not a curated record. Lineage: Eukaryota; Fungi; Ascomycota; Pezizomycetes; Pezizales; Morchellaceae. The transcript is spliced from 4 exons.